CCCCGCCCCGGCGGGGGCGGGGGAAGGGAGCGCAAGGGAGGCGCGCGCUCCGGGGCUCGCGCCGAGGGCUCGCGCCCCCGCCUCGUGCCUGCGCCGCCCGUAUGUAAAUGAGGGCGCGUGACGCGGGACGCAGAUGGACAAGGGAAGAGGGAGAAUGGCCGCUGCUGCCGCCGCCGCCGCUGCCGCCGCCGCUCAGUGCCGGAGCCCUCGGUGCGCGGCGGAGAGGAGAGGAUUCCGGCGGGAACUCGAUUCUUGGCGCCACCGCCUCAUGCACUGUGUAGGUUUUGAAAGUAUUUUAGAAGGGCUUUAUGGACCAAGGCUACGAAGAGACCUCAGUUUAUUUGAAGACUGUGAACCAGAAGAACUGACUGACUGGUCUAUGGAUGAGAAAUGUUCAUUUUGUAACCUACAGAAAGAAGCAGUCAGUGAUUGUACACCAACUCUUGGUUCUUCACAGUCAACGCCUACCGAGGAACUAUCAUCUCAGGGCCAGUCCAACACUGAUAAAAUUGAAUGCCAAGCAGAAAAUUAUCUAAAUGCACUCUUUCGAAAGAAAGAUCUUCCUCAGAACUGUGAUCCUAACAUUCCCCUAGUUGCUCAGGAAUUAAUGAAAAAGAUGAUACGUCAGUUUGCAAUUGAAUACAUUUCAAAAAGUGGUAAAAUUCAAGAGAAUAGAAAUGGUUCAGUUGGACCAAGUCUAAUAUGUAAAGGUAUCCAAAUGAAUCAAAUAGAAAACUCCCUUCAGGAAGAGCAGGAAGGCCCCCUAGACCUCACUGUGAAUCGAACUCAAGAACAAAAUACUCAACAAGGGGAUGGAGUAUUAGAUCUCUCUACAAAGAAAACCAGCACAAGAUCCGAAGAGUCCUCAACAUGUGAUCCAUCUUCUGAAAAUUCUAUGUCUGGUUCAACUCUUGAUGCAAAAUCAGAGGAAGCUACUAAAAUGGAAAAAGGAAAAUCAACAUUAAACAAAGUUUUGGAAUCAUUGUGCACAUAUCACCAGCAACAAAUUUUGGCUAUGUUGAAAUUUCUAAUUCAAGAGCAAAAUGCUUCUUCACUUUGCAGUUGCAAUGCAUCACAUGCUCUGUCUUCAGAAUCUCAAAAAUCCCUCACUGAAGAUGAUUUGCAUGGUCUGUUGUGUAGUUGUGGUGAAUAUAGGCUAAGAGAAAUAGGGUGUUUACAACAUGAAAGACAAAGCUCUGGCUUAGCACCCCUUUCAGUGUGUUUUAAGGAUUUUCAUUGCUUAUCUUGCCAAACUGUAGCUAUUGAGCACAUUAAGACAGUAGUUAGCAGAGAAAUUGCCAACAGUUACAAUCCCCACAGGUGCUGUUCUAGACUGUUACAAAACUGUAACAGUUAUUCUGCAAGAUCAUCCUUUUGUACUCCUCUUUCCUUACCUGAAGUUUGUGAUCUGUCAAUCAAUAUUAAAGAUACUAACAGAUCUCGGAGUCCUUCACCACCACCAUUAUCACCCAUACAGACUGAAGGAUUUGAAAAAUUUAAAGAUUCAAUCUCAGGCAUUUCCGCUUUAGAAAACAAACUUGAAGCAAUUAUCAAUCAGCCUCCAUCUCUCAUCCCAGCAGAAGACAACAAGAGCAGUUGUGAACAUGAAGGUAAAAUACGCAAAGCAAACACAGCUGAUAACUCGGAUGACUCUUUGCUCAUAGCAGAAGAAAGCAGUUGUUUUAUAAAUCAUGAGAAAAUGGAAAAAGGUGAAAGCACUACGAUUUUUCAAGAUUUAAUGGAACGAAUCAAUGAAAAGUUGAAAUCAAUUGAAACUACAGAUAUAACAAACCUUGUAAAAGUAUCUAGUAGUGAUAGUAAUACUGAAAAUGAUAAUCUAAGAUUAGGUGAUUUAAUAACAUCUCUUUUGCAUAAUGCAAAGGCUAGUGAUUACAGUUUUAUGGAGCUAUUGAGUCAACAUGAUAAAAAAGUAGAAAACAAAAUUAUACAGACAAGAUUUCGAAAGCGUCAGGAAACCUUGUUUGCAAUGCAUAACUCUCCUGAUUCACCUUUGUUUAGAAGGCAGUCUUUACAAAUAAAAAGAGAAAUCGCUAGCCUUGAUGAACAUUUUGCAAGAAAAAAGUCAUCUGAAAAAAUUUCAAAGAAAUUGAUACGCAAUGAUGAGAGAGUAUCAAUGGACCGAGAAUCAUACAUUUUAGAAGACGCUCCUUUCCAGAAUCCUAAAAUCAUUCAAAGUUCUAAUCAUGAAGAAGCAUCUACAUUUUUGCCAGUCUAUGAAAUAAAAUCAUUGCAGCUACCUCUUCAUAGUUUGGAAACGAACUCUAAUUUUGACACAAUUUCAGAAGGCUUUCCAGCUCUAAAUCCAGAGAAAGCGAGCCUAACAAAAUCACAGAAAGAAUUUAUAACUGAAAAGAAAAUACAAAAUCAUAGAGGAAAUCCUAGAUUUGAAAGCAAUCAUAUUCCUCUGAAGGAUGAUCUUACUGGGCUUUUAAACAGAAGUAGGCGAAAUAUUGUGCCUCCUGGGUGGUAUUCUGUAUAUGUAACAAAUAAUUUUGUAUUUAAAAAAUCUCCUAAGGCUAAAAAGUCUGCAGAAAUAGAUACCAUGAAAGAUCUUCAAGUUGAUAGAUCAAACAAUAUAGACAUAAAUGAAAUUGCAAGGAAUACAAAUUUGCAGGUUGUCGUGGAACGUUUAGAAGAUACUAUAAAUAUGGCCAAAAAUACAUUGGAAAAUCCACCAUUAUCAGAGGGAUUUAAAAUAUCCAGGAAGUUGAAAGAAGAUGUUCAUUGUAAAGACCAAAAUGCUAUUAAUAAUUUGAACCUUUGUGUGAGUGAAGCAUGUAAAGAACAAAGUUUCUUAUCGCACACUAAAGUGUCAUCCAGCAAUAGUAAUAAAAGCAAUUGUCUUGUGACAGUAGAACAUGCAAAUGUGAUAGAUCAAAGACUUGAAGGCAUCAAAAAAAACCACUUAGCUUUGGGUAGUUUGUCCUCACAGACAAGGUCUGAAGUUGUAGAAAAUUCUUUUUCCAGUUAUUCUAGUCCUAUCAAACUCAUGUUUCUCUCAGAGGUGAAUAGCAGUGAAGGAGUCAAAUAUACUUUAACAUCUGUCAGUACUUCUAAUGCCAACCUCUGUUCUUUUGAAAAAUGCCCAACUAGUCUCUCAGUAGGAAAAGAAACUGAAAAAACCAAGGGCAUCCCCGGUGCAUGUUUUGGCGAUUAUAGCUGUAAUACAGAAAGUAACAUUUCACAAGCAGAAAAAUCCACUUGUGCAAAAGAAACCAUAGAACCCUGUUCAGCAAAUGUAACUGAAGUGAGUAGUUGUAAGCAGCAGGAAGAAUGUGCGGAUCAAUCAAAUGGUAUUAGUGAGUCAUCUUUUAAAAGGAAACCAGGUAGACCCAAGAAAAUAGGUCCUCAAGUUGUAAAACAGGUUAAGCGACCAAUCGGAAGGCCACCCAAACCCAAAGUUGAUACGAUAGAUAGCACUGUAUGCAGGAGCGAGCACAUCAGCAGUUUAGGGAAGAAAAACACAGACUCCCUAGUGUCGGGCUUAAAUGAGGGCAUUGGGAGAAAAAGUAUUACGGUGACUGUUGUUUACGGAAGGUCAAGACGAAUUAAAAGGCACGUUUCAGAAGGUAGCCUAGGCACAGCUAUGCCUCUAAGUAGUAGUGGUACUGAUUUUUUGCAUGAAUAUAAUGGGCUAAAACCUAAGAAAGCAGGAGAAAUUGGUCUGAAUGAAAGAAUGUCUGCUGUCCCAAGUUUGACUACUGAAAAGGAGAUCUUUGCAUCUGGCUACGAACACAUUAGACCUACCAAGAACAAAUCUGUGUUACCUUACCCUUACAGCAAUAUUAUUCGGACAAGCCAGAAGCCUUUGACAGUAAUUAGGAAACCUGGUAGACCUGCCAAAGUUAAAAUUUCUGGCAUAUCUGUGACUAUAAAUAGAGUUUCACCUCAAGAAAGAAAAGUGUGUUUAAGCAGCUGCUUGCCUCCUUUAGAUCAAGACAGUAUGCUAGAAAAAAAUCUCUCACAAGAGAAGCACGAACACCAGUGCAAUAAAAUAGAUAAAACAAACAGUAGUCAAGCUGAUUUAUUUGAGGACAGAUCAAGGAAUAUGCCUUCUCCAGUACCUUUAAGACAUUCUGUUAGGGACAGAAAGCCAUCUCUGCAUUUUUUACAUUCCUUAGCAUCUUCUAAUUCAUUUGCUUAUAGAAACAACUUGCUACGUAAAUCAUAUAAACUACAUUUCCAAAAAACUAAAGAUCACAAAGAAAAAUGCAAAUACUCAAAUACAAAAGUAGCUUCCAAAGAUACCUCAGGAGCUCGAAAUUCAGGUAAUAUGAAAAAGAAUCUUGAUGAUGGUAAAUUCACAACUAUUAAUGAAGUAUCAUUGGAUCCCAUUUUUUCAUCAAGCCCCUCUCUUAGGUGGUGGGCAACUACUACUUCAAAUGAUUCCUUGUUAGAAGAGUUAAAUAAUAGAUUUGAGCAGAUAACUAAUGCUUGGGUACAAGUGAGUGGAAAUGAAACAGAAAAUUGUCUUCAUGAAGCAAAAGGCUACUUAGAAGAGGAUGAUAAUUUUAAAGUGCCAAGCCCUUUGGAAACCUGCCUUUUAGAACUUGAAGUCUCACCUGUAAAAAUGCUUUUUCAGAAAAAGUGUGACAUGAAUGAGCUUUGUACUUGGUUUAUGCAAACAACAGAAACACAGUCUCUUUCACUAGUUAGAAAAGCAAAUGCUCGAAAUCCUUUGGAGGUAAUUAAUACCAGAGGAAUCAAAGUCGGAAGCAAACAAUCUGAGCAUAAUACUAGUCUUUUCAGAAAGCACUUUAAAAAAUUUGCACUAUCCUCUCCUUCAAAAUCAGCAGGGAAAUUACAAAUAUUACGUAAAAUUGUUAGAUCUCCAGUCUUAAAUGUAAAGAGUAAUUUCACACUAGCCAGACUGAGGAGAACUGAAUUUAAGAGAUUGCAGCAUGAAAGAUGGAGACAGGUAAAAAAACUUCAUAAUCAUGGAACAAUUGAUUGGAAAUCUAAAAGAAGGAACUUCAGAUUUUUCUGCCAGAACCAGUUUUUAAAUAAGACUAUAGAGGGAACAAAUGCCGACAUCACAUAUCAAGGAAAAAGCACAGCAGAAAAUCAGCAGUUGGUCUUAGCACCUGAAAUCAGGGAUGCUUUUUUACAACAGAAGGUGGAAUUGCCUGAUCACGGCACACAUGCUAGUUUAGAAAGCAUUUUGAAAUUACAUGCUAAAGAGAAUGAAACCAAGUAUAGCCGUAAAGAUUUUGGGAAGAUUACAAGACAAGGAAAAGUGUGUUCAAGCUCCUGGAGGUCAAAAACCUUUAAAGACUGUAGGAUAUUUUUGAGGAAAAUCAACCAUAUUGAACAAAGAAAUCCAUUUCAGCUAAAUACAAUCAUUUAUUCUCCAGAAUCUAUUGAGAGUGGGAGUAAUCAUCAGACUUAUGUUGAAGAAACAAAGCACUGUAACUUAAGAUCUCAUUCUGCCCGUCAAAAUUCUCUUAAAAGGCAAUCUGAAGCGAUGGAAAAAUCUAAAGCAAAUAAUUCUUCACCUGACACUUUUGCUAGCCAACUUGAUGGCAAUAAAUUAGACAAACACAUUAAACUUGAUAAGAAUGCUUCUGAUAGUUCUGAAGUUAUUAGUAAAUUGAACAAAAGAAAAAGACCCUCAUGGAAGACCACUGAAAUGUCAACCAAAAGACAUAAGCGACAGUCUUGUAACAGUGGACAAAUGGCAAACUAUUAUUCAAAAUACCAAUUAGGUAAGUUUUUCUCUCCCUGAUUAUAAAAUUUCAUUGUAGGUGUCAUGAAAAAGGUAUAAGUAAAUAAGUAGAUAAAGAGCAACUUAUUGGUAGAUUUUUUUCUCCCCAAAUAAUAUUUGAGAAAUUUAAACCACACCAGCUGAAUAAGGUAGCAAAUCCAAAUAAGCUUUUCUCUGUAUCUCCAAAUUUCCAGAAUUUCAAGAAUUAGAAGAGGUAUAGACAUUUUGACCUACUUGAAGUUCCAUCUUUUUACAGUAAUUUUGUUUUAAAAAAAAAAGUUACCUGGAUAUUUGCACAGAAUUUUACCUAAUUAGUUGACUAAAGAAAUUAAGCCCUUUCAUCAUUAAAGCUUUAGAUGUGUUUCACCUAACACAUGUAAACAGAGCGAUGGUGCAGUGUGGUGACAGUUACAGAUGGUAAGACAUGACAAUUACUUGGAGGUGUGAAUCUCAUCCACUAUGCCGUUCCUUCUUCCUGUCUUCCAGGGAAUUUAGAUUAGGCCCUACUUUAUUAAAGGUUAGAGAAAGCAAAAGUGUUUCAGCUUAGAGUCUUCUUACUUCCUUUAUUGUUUCUACUCAGAAAUUAUUUGUAAGAAACCCAAUAUUGGUGCUUUCCAGACAUUUUCCAUAACCAGAAUGCUGCUUUUUGGCUGAAGUGUGAUUUCCUUUAUUGGUCUAACAGUUGGUAAACUUUGUUUUGUUUAUACAACGAAGCCAAGCAGUACAAGGUAUUUUGGUGUGAUUCCUGUCGUCUUAUUGACAAGAAAUGGUGCAAUUGUAUAUUUGGAAUGAAUGAGUUUGAUACUAUGUGUUGUAAUUACACAGUUAUGCUAUAAAAUUAAAAACUAAAGACUUAAAAAAACUUUGUUACUAUCUAAUAAAAGCAGGCAUAAUAUUUUUUUAAAAGCAUGAAAGAUAAUGUAGUGAGCUUUGGGGCUUUAACAUGGCAAAACAAAUUAGAUAAGCAUUCAGAAAUUAGAAUUUUAAAAUACUAAUUUUAGUAACGUGCUAGCAUAUAAGUUAAACUGAAAUCCUUAUUAAGUAAAUAUCUCCAUUUUAAUAAAGAAAUUGAACUUAAAAUAUGUUUUCUGUUUUUUCAGGAUAGGCAAGGACAGGACAAUAAAUAACUUUUUUGGGGGAAAGCAAAUACCCAAUAAUCAUGAACAAACAUUAACUAGGCUUAAAAAAAAAGUUAAUCUAUAAAGAAAUUGAGAGAAUAAUAUGUGAAGCUUAAUUUUUCUCCCCACAACCUCCAAUAUAUCAUAUUCAUUUCAUAAAUCAGAGUUUCCAAAGGUAAAAUAUUCUGCAUAAAGUUUAAUGUAACAAUGUUUGGUCCUUGCAUUUUAAUUAGUCUCUCUUUUCAAGCAAAGAACAUGAAAUUUCUUUGGACAUGGCUAUACCUCCAGCAAAUGUGAGAUCACUGCAGAUAAAAAUAAGAUGAAAAACGUCUUAGUGCCUUUUUGCUGGAUAUAGAAAAAACUUUUGCAUUU
This is a messenger RNA of Sarcophilus harrisii (Tasmanian devil), 7215 nucleotides long. RefSeq names its product ligand dependent nuclear receptor corepressor like (gene LCORL). The transcript is spliced from 7 exons. The coding region runs from base 134 to 5746 and encodes 1870 amino acids. Gene Ontology annotation, biological process: regulation of transcription by RNA polymerase II. Lineage: Eukaryota; Metazoa; Chordata; Mammalia; Dasyuromorphia; Dasyuridae. The record is from RefSeq and is a predicted model, not a curated record. Gene Ontology annotation, cellular component: nucleus. Gene Ontology annotation, molecular function: DNA binding.